AUGGAUCCUGUUAAACAUAGUACGGCGCCAGAUGAUGAACCAUUAUUUGAUCCUGAUGUUCUGAAGAAACUGGAUUUUUCUCAACAUUCUUCGAAAUUGAAUCCUUCAAUAUCAGUUAUGGACCCGGGCCCAUCGCUUCUGGUUCGGCCGCUUUAUUCAUCAGAUUAUAACAAAGGCAUUUUGGAGUUGCUCGGCCAGUUAACACAAGUGGGGUAUGUUGAUCAAGAAACAUUUUUGAAGCGAUUUACUGCAAUGAAAAAAUGUUCUGGUACUUACUAUGUAAUAGUAAUAGAAGACACAACUAUCAACAAGGUGGUUGGAGCAGCAACAUUAGUGGUGGAACAGAAGUUUGUCCAUGAUUCUGGCUUGAGAGGUUUAUUAGAAGAUGUAGUAAUAAAUGACAAUUAUAGAGGCAAACAAUUAGGUAAAUUAAUUGUUAUCACUGUUUGUCUACUAGCAGAACACAUUGGUUGUUAUAAAAUUACAUUGAAUUGCAAAGAUAAAUUAAUACCAUUUUAUCAGAGUCUUGAUUUUGCAUUUGAGCCAGAUCAAUCAAACAGUUGUAUGACAAUUCGUUUUUCUACAUAA
This is a messenger RNA of Gryllus bimaculatus (two-spotted cricket), 588 nucleotides long. NCBI's taxonomy places the organism in Eukaryota, Metazoa, Arthropoda, Insecta, Orthoptera, Gryllidae. The record is from the annotation of a GenBank genome assembly.